Messenger RNA from Parasteatoda tepidariorum (common house spider), 1656 nucleotides. Its product is annotated as monocarboxylate transporter 12. NCBI's taxonomy places the organism in Eukaryota, Metazoa, Arthropoda, Arachnida, Araneae, Theridiidae. The record is from RefSeq and is a predicted model, not a curated record. Gene Ontology annotation, molecular function: monocarboxylic acid transmembrane transporter activity. Gene Ontology annotation, biological process: transmembrane transport.
UGUAAUCAAAUUCAUUAAUUGAAGCAAUUUACAGGUUCUUUUGAAAAUCAAUGAAGAUCAUAGGGUACGAAAGCUAUACCAGCUGGUUAGUGACAGCCUCUUUUUCUGUCAUACUCUGCCUCAGCACAACUCCAUAUCGCAUUGCUGGACUGUUGUUAGUCUUAAUUACAGAACAUUAUGAUACGAAUCGAGAAACAGCUUCCUUACCUAUUUUUCUGUUUUUGUUGAUUUCAUGUUUAGGAGGUCCUGUAUUUGGUGUUGUAGGGGAAACGUUUGGUUUGGAACUAGUUACUAUUGUUGGUUGUGUGCUAGCAGCUAUUGGUUUUGGAACAUGUUUUUUCGCUUCAAAUAUUGUUGGAAUGAGUUUACUAUUGGGAAUUGUUUUUGGAGUUGGACUGGCAUUCAGUACUGCACUUGCCCCAAAUAUUAUCAAAAAACAUUUUACAAGAAAUUUCACCACGGCUAAUGGCAUCGCCCAUGCUGGAUCAUGCGUAGGAGCACUUUUUAUUCCACCACUAGCAACCUUUUUAAUAGAUUUAUACGGAGUUUCAGGUGCAUUUUUAAUUUUAUCAGGUAUCAUGCUAAAUUCUAUUCCUGUUGGAAUUUAUAUACACUUAGCUGGUGCUUUGCAACAUAAUCUAAUUAAACAUCAAGCUAAUGAAAACACACAACUUAAUUACGAUGUAGGAGAUUAUGAAAAAAAGCUUAAAAUCAACAAUCAAGCAAAUUCAAGUAACAUCAAAUAUGAGGAAGACACAGAAACUGAUGUAACUGAAGGCCAAAAGGAGGCCCAUACUGCAGCAUCCUUAAACCACAAACUUAGCGAAGGAAAUUUAAAAAACCUUGCAACAUAUGAAACCAAAACAGAAUCUGCCACAAAAUAUGCAGUUAACCUUGAAUUCCAAACUCAAAAUAAAGAGGAUAAUAGAAGUCUGAAUACGGUCUCGGAGGAAAAAGAAAACGUGAGAAAAACCUCUAUCAUUAUGCCUAGUUUGCCUCUAACAUCGAUUUUAAAAGAUAAACAAAAGAAAAAUCUAUAUGGCUUCAGUGUCUUUAAGGAGUUAUCAUUUUUAAUGAUGAUGCUAAAUAUAGGAUUGGCGACUUAUGUUACAACAUUAUUUUGGACAACUAUGAUAGAUUAUUCUAGAGACAAAGGCAUUUCAAGAGACUUGGAGAUUUAUUUCCUAAUGCUACAGCCAUUCGUUGACUUGAUUGGUCGAGCUUGUUUUGGUUGGGUGACUGAUCUUGGCUAUUUAACAUUGUCAAAUUAUGCAAUACUGUGCUACGGUCAAAUGGCUCUUUCAAUGUUUUUUAUAAUGUGGACAUCUCGUUUUGGCAUAAUGAUGGCAGGAGCAUGUUGGUAUGCACUAGCUUCAGGUGCAAUCACGACUGUUUACCCGGGAAUGAUUUUUAAGUGUGUUGAUAAAGAUCACCAAACGAUGGCAAUUGCAUCCAGAUAUUUGUUAUAUGGAGCUUUAGUUUUAACGUCAUCCCCUCUCAUAGGUUACUUCAGAGAAACUUUAGGAUCAUAUGAUGGACUCUAUUGUUUGUUCAUAUUUUUAUGCAUUGUGUGUGCUGCAAUUAUUCCUCUGAUGUUUAGGCUCACCAAACAUGCUAGAACAACCAUUGCAAAUGGUUCAUAAUUGAAUACUGCAC